AAAGCUCAACGCAUCAAAAUCUGAAACAGAGUUUAGUCAGAGAGAGAGAGAGAGAGGAACCUCAAAACAGAGGAAACAUUGUAUGCAUGAUACUAAGAAAAUGGAGCCUGCUGUUGUGUUUAUCUAAUUUAACUUCUUAUUCGUUUGCAGUCGUUGUCUUUUACUUAUUUUAUUGUCAUCAGAGCUACAGACAAGCACUUCCUUUUAUGCCUGCCUAAGUUAAAAAAAAAAAAAUUAAGCCAUUCACCGUUCAUCGUUUCCUCCUUCUUCAUCUUCCCAAAACCACGUCGUUUUUAGCUUAUCAUUCAAAGAUGUGAGCAGAAAUGAUUGUUGUAUUGGUUGUUGGUGAGUUUAGUUGAGAAAUUUUUCUUUGUUUGAUUAUUUUAUUGAUCGGAGCAUGGCUGUGGUGAGUCCGGUGCCUGUAAUAGCGCAAGGUGUGAAUUCGAUGAGGUUUCACGACGUCAGAGCUCCGGGAAUCAUGUCGGGUCGAAGAGAAAUCACGGAGGAACCGGUGGCGCGUGUAAUUGAGGAGAAAAUCUACGUGGCGGUUGGCAAAGAUGUGGAAAGAAACAAAUCAGUUCUAUUCUGGGCUUUGCAAAAUUCCGGAGGAAAACGAAUUUGCAUACUCCAUGUUCACGAGAAAGCUAAGAUGAUUCCACUUACAGACAUGGGUACAAAAUUUCCAGCUAGUAAACUCAAAGAACAGGAAGUCAAGGCAUACUGGGAGAUUGAAAGACAAGAAAUGCAGAAGAACCUGGACAAAUACCUUCUGCUUUGUCUCCAAAGCGGGGUGCAAGCAGAGAAGCUAUACAUUGAAAUGGACUCCAUUGAGAAGGGAAUUUUGAAAAUGAUAUCGGAGAAUGGGAUUCGGAUGCUUGUAAUGGGAGGAGCAGCAGACAAACAUUAUUCAAAGUACAAACCACAUAAGAAAGCGGUGGAUCUCAAGUCCAAGAAAGCCAUCGCUGUGCGUGAACAUGCUCCUGCCUCUUGCCACACAAUAUGGUUUCUCUGCAAGGGGCUUCUCAUCUACACAAGGACAAUAAGUUUAGAUGUAACUGAUACAGAGAAUGCAUCAUCAUCAUCACUGCCAGCAAGUUCAAACUUUGAAAAUCACUUCAGGUCACGGUCUGUUAUACUGCUACAAACUAGUCAAGUAAAACCCUCUACUUGUACACCAGAUUCACUGCAUAGAGUGAGAUCUGAAAAUUUUUAUGGGCGUGCGGGAAGUGUAUUUGGUUCUACUUUCCCUGGUGGUAAUGGAGGGCUAUCAACUCCACAGAGAAGAUCUGAUGCAGAAGGGAGUUCUGAUGAAUCGGAUGGUUUAUCCAGAAGAAGUCCUCGGAGUUCAGUUCUGUCAUCAUCCUCUUCCAGCGGAAUGGCUGAUGCAGCUUUGGUCCCAUAUAUGGGACCUGAGUUGAAUGAAAGUGGAUUAGAAUCUAUUGCAAUGUCUCAGGCUAAAGAGAAUUUUAAUAUGUCAUCCUUUCCCAGUGUUCUGAAUGGAGCUAUAGAUAAUACUCUUUACGAUCAACUUCAAAAAGUAAUGGCAGAGGCAGCAGACUCAAGAAGAGAAGCAUUUGAAGAGGCAGCCAGGCGUGCAAAAGCUGAGAAAGGUGCUCUUGAAGCUAUACGCAGGGUCCAAGCAUCGGAAUUCUUGUAUGCACAGGAGUUAAAACAAAGGAAAGAAUUUGAGGAAGCAUUCACAAAAGAAAAGGAGCAACUUGACAAGAUGAAGAACCAGCGAGAUGAGGUUAUGGUAGAACUUCAAGAGGCCUUGGAUCAGAAAUCAUCACUGGAGAAACAGAUUGUGGAAUCUGAAAAGGUGGUUAAGGAGCUCGAAGAGAAGAUAAUCUCAGCCGUUGAACUUUUGCAGAAUUACAAGAAAGAAAGAGAGGAGUUGCAGAUGGAGCGAGACAAUGCACUCAAAGAGGCUGAAGAGUUGCGGAGAAGUCGAGCUGAGACCUCAGGUGCACAUAUGCCUCAGUUUUUCACUGAGUUCUCUUUCUCCGAGAUUCAGGAAGCAACUCACAACUUUGACCCAUCCCUUAAGGUUGGGGAAGGGGGAUAUGGGAGCAUUUAUAAGGGUCUCCUGCGCCAUGCCACUGUGGCCAUCAAAAGGUUGCAUUCUCAUAGCUUGCAAGGCCCAUCAGAAUUUCAACAGGAGGUGGAUGUUUUGAGUAAGAUGAGGCAUCCAAAUCUGGUCACGCUAAUUGGAGCCUGUCCUGAAGCUUGGACUCUUAUUUAUGAAUAUCUUCCUAAUGGAAGUCUUGAAGACCGACUUAACUGCAGGGACAAUUCGCCCCCUUUAUCAUGGCAGACACGAAUCCGUAUAGCUACUGAGUUGUGUUCUGUUCUUAUAUUCCUUCAGUCUAGCAAACCUCAUGGCAUAGUGCAUGGAGAUUUGAAACCUGCAAAUAUUCUCCUUGAUGCCAACUUUGUUACUAAAUUGAGUGACUUUGGAAUCUGUCGUCUGGUGAACAAUGAUACAACUGUAUGCUGCAGAACUGACCCCAAGGGUACUUUUGUAUACAUGGAUCCAGAGUUUCUCGCAACAGGCGAACUUACUCCAAAGGCCGAUGUUUACUCAUUUGGAGUCAUAUUAUUACGGCUGUUGACAGGAAAACAGGCCUUGGGUAUAACAAAGGAAGUGCAGUAUGCGUUAGAUAAUGGAAAUUUGAAAAACCUCUUGGAUCCUUUGGCUGGAGAUUGGCCAUUUGUGCAAGCUGAGCAAUUGGCUAACCUAGCUUUGAGGUGCUGUGAGAUGAACCGAAAGAGUCGCCCAGACCUUUCAACAGAUGUGUGGAGGGUGCUUGAGCCAAUGAGGGCUUCUUGUGGAGGCUCAUCCUCAUUACAGCUGGGUUCUGAAGAGCAUUGCCUACCUCCUUGCUAUUUUAUCUGCCCCAUUUUUCAGGAAGUAAUGCAAGAUCCUCAUGUAGCAGCCGAUGGUUUCACCUAUGAAGCAGAGGCUUUGAGAGGUUGGCUUGAUAGUGGUCAUGAUACCUCACCCAUGACUAACGAUAAGCUAGCACACCGCAAUCUUGUCCCUAACCUUGCUCUACGCUCUGCCAUUCAGGAGUGGCUGCAACAACACUAAAAUACAGUACUAUCAUUUUCCCUUUUUGAUUCAACAUAUUGUUUAUUGUUUAUAGUUGCAUCGUAGGUAGCCAAAAGGUAAGAAAAACCAGCAAAUUGUCUUGUACAUAAAUUUGUAACCCUUUUUAUAGGUACUUGUCCUUCGGGAUUUCAGACCUUGCAGUCACACUAUAACAUCAUCCAUUGUAUUCGUAUAGAGGAGAUUGGUUGUAUGUUAGUGAAAUAAAAGCAUCCAAUAUUAAA
Theobroma umbraticum is the source of this 3333-nucleotide messenger RNA. RefSeq names its product U-box domain-containing protein 33. Gene Ontology annotation, molecular function: ubiquitin-protein transferase activity; protein kinase activity; ATP binding. NCBI's taxonomy places the organism in Eukaryota, Viridiplantae, Streptophyta, Magnoliopsida, Malvales, Malvaceae. The record is from RefSeq and is a predicted model, not a curated record. Gene Ontology annotation, biological process: protein phosphorylation; protein ubiquitination.